UUCUGCUUAACUGCCAACUGUUUGCUAGCGUCAACAGGCAUUAUUUAAGCAUAUAGUGCGACGAAGUGGCUUAUCGUCCGUUCAUUGUUGACAAGCCUCAGGUAAUCAGACAGAUGCAAAAACUGAACUUGCCGAGACGGGAUCAAAGUGUGGAAAAAGUGGGAAAAAUCUAAACCAAUGAAGAGUCUGAGACUAACGAAUGACUCCGAUGCAGAUGUAGAAUCCGAAGUACUGAACGACUUAGAGCAAUUGAACAUUUCAGAAACAGCUGGAAGCGGUAAAGGCUGCAGCGAUCAUGGAUGUGCUUUGGUCUCGCUGCAACAGCGGUUUGAUAUUAACAAAAUAGAAAAAACUGCAAAAAAGUUUAGGCUGAACUUUAACGAAGGUGAUUUACGCUCCCUUACGAUACCAGACGAGCAGCUGCACGAUUACGCGAUCGACCUUUACUUGCAACUUGUUAUCGGGCGUGCAAAUGACGACCGACUAUCGAAUCAACAGCUGCCGAAGGCGUACGCGUUCAGUUCCAGCUUUCUUUACAGCUACGAAAACUACCAUUACGAUGUCGUCAAGGGCGCAAUUGACGACCUUCAAAAAUACGACCUUCUGCUGUUCCCUGUUAAUGAAAAUGGCGUUCAUUGGUGUUUGGCCGUCGUUCAUACAGGAACCUGGACUAUUGAAUACUACGAUCCGUUAUGGAAUCAAAAAAACGAAACUGCCCAUACUGACAGUGUAAAAAAAGUCAAUACGAUUAGAGACUAUUUGUCGGAACAAAUGGAAACACAAAAUAUGGAAUACCGCACCUGCUCAGUUCACUUUAUCCGAGAUAUCCCGCAACAGCAAAACAGUUAUGAUUGUGGCAUGCAUGUACUACAUAAUUUAGUACAAAAAUGCAGCGAGUUUCUCUGGUUAUAUUUCGCCAUUUCGAUGAACUUUUAG
Molecule: messenger RNA, 936 nt
Organism: Varroa destructor (honeybee mite)
Lineage: Eukaryota; Metazoa; Arthropoda; Arachnida; Mesostigmata; Varroidae
Product: sentrin-specific protease-like
Source: RefSeq, a predicted model, not a curated record